Molecule: messenger RNA, 2961 nt
Organism: Aureobasidium namibiae CBS 147.97
Lineage: Eukaryota; Fungi; Ascomycota; Dothideomycetes; Dothideales; Saccotheciaceae
Product: P-loop containing nucleoside triphosphate hydrolase protein
Exons: 3
Coding region: 1-2961 (986 amino acids)
Molecular function (GO): RNA helicase activity; ATP binding; RNA binding
Source: RefSeq, a predicted model, not a curated record
AUGACACCAGAGACACCGCUUCCACCCCGAGACCUGACACCUCCGCCUCGGCUCAUGUCGCUGACAAGGCUGCAGAAGAGGAGCGCAAGAAGCUCGAGCGUCAGGCAAAGGUCCGUGGCCCAGGACGAACCUCAAAAGGGCUUUGCUGGAGGCAAGUUUGAUCCCAAGGCCAUCGCAAAGAAGGCUGCCGCUGCCACGGCCAAGCUUUCGGCGCUUGGGAGUGAUGUUUCUAUACCUGGGAAGUCCAAGAACGCCGCUCCUGCGGCUCCUCUUACUGCCAACAAAGCGGCUGACUUUAGCAAGAAACCUCUCACCACCCAACCCAAGACAACCACAGCCACUACAUCUGCCGCUCUCAAGAAGGGCUUUGGCCUUACCGCAUCUUCGACCGAAGAAAAGUCGACUCCCCAACCGGCACCCGCCAUCGACAUGGACGACGAACAAGUCGAACGUCGCAAGUUAGAGAAGCUUCCUACACCCGAUCUUGAAGAUGCUGGGGAUGCUGCGCUUGCUAACCCGAAUGAUAUUCAUGAUGACGAUGGCGAUGUCGACAUCGCUGAUGCAGGAUCCGAUCAAGAAAUCGACUCUGCUGCACGUCUCGCCGCAGAGAGACGUGCUGCCCAAGCCGCCGAGGCUUCUGUAGAUGACGACGACGCUAUGGAGGGCAUUCAAACUGCCCAACCCUCUAAUGCGGCUGAAGAAGAUGACAUCGACCCGCUUGAUGCUUUCAUGAACGGUCUAGCCGAGGAAGCUCCUAUGCCUACUCGCAAGUUUACCAAGACCAAGAUUCGUGAAGCCGAAGAUGUCUUUGGUGACCAAGACGCUGCAGAUUUGGAUGCAAUGGGAGAAGAUGCUGAUGACAUUCUUGCCCAGGUGGCCCAGAAGAAAAAGAAGAAGGAAAUUCCCAAUCUCGACCACUCAAAGAUCGAAUACGAGCCAUUCCGCAAGGCCUUCUACACCGAACCUCUGGAGAUUGGUCAGAUGACUGACGAGGAAGUCAGAGACUUGCGCUUCAGACUCGACGAUAUCAAAGUCCAGGGUUCAAAGGUUCCUCGUCCCGCACUCAAAUUCGCCCAAUUCGGUCUAGGCACCCAAGUUCUGGACGUCAUUCGUGAUCUCGGAUUCGAGAUGCCUACUCCCAUUCAAUCUCAGACAACACCUGCCAUCAUGUCCGGACGCGAUGUCAUUGGUGUGGCUAAGACGGGUUCAGGCAAAACCGUAGCCUUUUUGCUACCCAUGUUCCGUCACAUCAAGGAUCAACGUCCGCUCGAAAACAUGGAAGGUCCCAUUGGGUUGGUUAUGGCUCCGACCCGUGAACUUGCAGUUCAAAUCCAUCGUGAGUGCAAACCGUAUCUCAAAGUCUUGGGUCUUCGCGCCGCUUGCUGUUAUGGCGGUGCACCCAUCAAGGACCAAAUCGCAGAGCUCAAGAAGGGCGCCGAGAUUAUCGUCGCAACUCCUGGCCGUCUUGUCGAUUUGCUUUCUGCCAACUCUGGGAGGGUCACCAACCUCCGUCGUGUCACCUAUGUCGUGCUUGAUGAAGCUGAUCGCAUGUUUGACAUGGGUUUCGAACCCCAGGUUGUGAAAGUCCUUAGCAAUAUUCGCCCCGACCGUCAGACUGUCCUCUUCUCAGCCACAUUACCCCGUACUAUGGAAGCGCUUAUUCGCAAAGUUACCCAGAAGGCGGUCCAGAUCACGGUUGGUGGUCGCAGCACAGUCGCUGACACCAUUACUCAAAAGAUUGAAGUGCGCCCCGACAGCACCAAAGAGUAUCGUACACUUGAGGCCCUAGGUGAACUUUUCGAGAAUGAUGCGGACGCUCGUGCUUUGAUCUUUGUUGAGCGUCAAGAAUUCGCGGACAAGCUGAUGAUCCAACUUCAACAGAAAGGAUACCCGACCGUCUCGAUUCAUGGUGGAAGAGAACAAAUCGAUCGCGACGCUGCAAUCUCAGACUUCAAGAGUGGUGGUGCGCCUGUAAUGGUUGCCACAUCGGUUGCCGCUCGUGGUCUUGAUGUCAAGCAGCUCAAGCUAGUCAUCAACUAUGACUCUCCCAAUCAUCUGGAGGAUUACGUGCAUCGAUGUGGACGUACCGGCCGUGCUGGUGAAAAGGGUACAGCCAUCACUUUUGUCACGCCUGAACAAGCCAAAUAUUCAGUGGAUCUGGUAAAGGCUUUGAAAAUGAGUAACCAGCCAGUGCCAGAAGAUCUUCAGAAGAUGUCUACAGAAUUCCUCGAAGCCGUAAAGGCGGGCAAGGAGAAGGGAGCCGGUAUCGGUUUCGGUGGCAGAGGUAUCGAGCGCUUUGACGAACAACGUGCAGCCGAACGCCAGCGCGAACGCAAAGCACAUAAGCUCGAAGGCGAAGACGAAGAAGACGAAGAGGAGGACAAGAAGAAAGCACCCGAGGAGAAGAUCCAUGUGGUCAAGAACACUGGCUCGCCCGCUCCUAUGAAUGCUAACGUCCCUGGUGUUCCGGCUCACAUUGACCUCAAUGCUGACAUCAAGGUUCACAAGACUGAAAUUCCUGCACCUUCUACAAGCAAUCGUCCCCUGGAUCGUGUCGCGGCUGCUGCUGCAAACAUCAAUUCUCGUCUCGGUGCACGCAAUGCGACUCGUCCUGGUGUUCCAAUCGACAACAAAGGACCUGACGCUGGUGCCUACCAUGCGACACUUGAGAUCAACGACUUCCCUCAAAAGGCACGCUGGGCUGUCACGAAUCGUACAAACGUGGCCAAGAUCCUCGAGUCUACUGGAGUCUCGAUCACCUCGAAGGGCAACUUCUAUGCUGCUGGAAAAGACCCAGGUCCUACCGAUGCUCCCAAGCUGUACAUUCUUGUUGAGGGUGACACUGAGCUGCAAGUCACUCAAGCCAUGCGCGACUUGCAGCGUUUGCUCAAGGAAGGAACGAUCGCAGCAGCUGAGAAUGAGUCCCGCGCGCCUACUACUGGUCGUUACACUGUCACCUGA